This is a messenger RNA of Amblyraja radiata (thorny skate), 1063 nucleotides long. RefSeq names its product LIM/homeobox protein Lhx2-like. Gene Ontology annotation, cellular component: nucleus. Bases 16 to 1017 code for a protein of 333 amino acids. The transcript is spliced from 4 exons. NCBI's taxonomy places the organism in Eukaryota, Metazoa, Chordata, Chondrichthyes, Rajiformes, Rajidae. Gene Ontology annotation, biological process: regulation of transcription by RNA polymerase II; neuron differentiation. Gene Ontology annotation, molecular function: DNA-binding transcription factor activity, RNA polymerase II-specific; RNA polymerase II transcription regulatory region sequence-specific DNA binding. The record is from RefSeq and is a predicted model, not a curated record.
CCACAGGAGCUGUCGAUGGAAGCUGCGGUUUGUGCUGGUUGCGGGGAGCCCAUCUUCGACCGCUAUGUAGUGUUCGCGGUGGACAAGCCCUGGCAUGGACGCUGCCUCAAGUGCUGUGUGUGUCACCUCAUCCUGGGCUCCGAGCUCACCUGCUUCUCCAAGGAUCGAGACAUCUACUGCAAGGAGGAUUACUACAGGACCUUCUGCGUGAAGCAGUGCUCUCGCUGCCAGCUGGGCAUCUUGGCAUCGGAGAUGGUGAUGCGGGCCAAGGACGAGGUCUACCACCUCAGCUGCUUCACCUGCGCGGCGUGCGGGCGGGCGCUGAUCACGGGGGACCUCUUUGGCACCAGCCACGGCCUGGUCUACUGCCAGGAGCACUUCCAGCCGCCCGGCCGUGAGGGGGAUGACUCACGGCUGAUGGACAGCCUGGCAGAGCUGGCCCUCAGGGGCAUGGAGGGGGUGGAGGUCACCCCUGGGGACGGCGAGUGGCUGGGGACGGGCGGUGGACGCAAGCGCAGCUCCGGGGAUCUCCAGCCCGAGGGGGACGACCUCUACCCAGUCUACAGCGAGGGGGACCAAGUGGGCGGAGAUCCUCGCUACUCUGGGCAGCGGAAGGCCAAGCGUAUCCGUACUUGCUUCAAACAUCACCAGCUGCGUACGAUGGAAUCCUACUUUGCUGUUAAGCACAACCCUGAUGGCAAGGACUGGGAGGAGCUCUCCAAAAAGACCGGGCUUCCCAAGCGGGUUCUGCAGGUGUGGUUCCAGAACGCUCGCGCCAAGCUACGCAAGACCCUGACCCAGGAGGAGACCACAGACAGUGACCCCCAGGAGGCUGCCCUCUCCCCCGCCCCCCUGCAGCACCCUAGGGUGCUGGGCCCACCCAGCCCCCUCUUCUCCACCUCCGCGCCCUGCCCACUGCCCCUCCCCCGGCCCACCAUGUCCCCCAUCUUCCUCAACAUCAGUCCCACCCGCUCCCCAGAGCCCCUCCACACCAUCGACCGCUCCAACCUCUGUUGACCUUGGCUGCGGACAGCCGGGUGGGGUGGGGGUGGGGGGCUCCAGG